Phragmites australis (common reed) is the source of this 1232-nucleotide messenger RNA. Its product is annotated as MADS-box transcription factor 1-like. Gene Ontology annotation, biological process: positive regulation of transcription by RNA polymerase II. The coding region runs from base 165 to 905 and encodes 246 amino acids. NCBI's taxonomy places the organism in Eukaryota, Viridiplantae, Streptophyta, Magnoliopsida, Poales, Poaceae. Gene Ontology annotation, molecular function: protein dimerization activity; DNA-binding transcription factor activity, RNA polymerase II-specific; RNA polymerase II cis-regulatory region sequence-specific DNA binding. Gene Ontology annotation, cellular component: nucleus. The record is from RefSeq and is a predicted model, not a curated record. The transcript has 8 exons.
AUGUGGGCAAGACAUCUAGAGAGAUAGGGGAGAAGUGUCCAGACUAGCUCUCUGAAAGCCCCAAAAGUCUUCAAAGGACACGAUCACAUAAGCCUCUGCUUAAAGCAACCCAUACUCCCGGGGGGAGAGAGAGAGAGAGAGAGAAAGAGAGAGAGAGAGAGAAGAUGGGUCGCGGGAAGGUGGAGCUGAAGCGGAUCGAGAACAAGAUCAGCCGGCAGGUGACGUUCGCGAAGCGCCGCAACGGGCUGCUCAAGAAGGCGUACGAGCUCUCGCUGCUGUGCGACGCCGAGGUUGCGCUCAUCAUCUUCUCCGGCCGCGGCCGCCUCUUCGAGUUCUCCAGCUCAUCAUGUAUGUACAAAACACUCGAGAGAUACCGCAGCUGCAACUACAAUUCACAGGAAGCAAAAUCUCCUCUGGACAGUGAAAUCAAUUACCAGGAGUAUUUGAAGUUGAAGACCAGAGUUGAAUUUCUUCAAACCACACAAAGAAAUAUUCUUGGUGAGGAUCUGGGUCCACUCAGCAUGAAGGAGCUUGAUCAGCUUGAGAACCAAAUAGAGAUAUCUCUGAAACAUAUCAGGUCAAGAAAGAAUCAAGCGUUACUUGAUCAGCUCUUUGAUCUGAAAACUAAGGAGCAAGAAUUGCUGGAUAUUAACAAGAACCUGAGGAAAAAGUGUCAGCUGCAAGAAACCAGUGGAGAGAAUGCACUACAUAAUUCAUGGGAAGGUGGGCAUAGUGGCGCUAGUGGGAAUGCUAUCGAGCCUUACCAGGGAUUCCUUCAGCACCCAGAGAAUGAUUCUUCCCUGCAGAUUGGGUAUCAUCAACAAGCCUACAUGGACCAGCUGAACAAUGAAGACAUGGCGGCGGCUCAUCACCCUAACGAGCACGGCCGAUCUGGAUGGAUAUGACGGAUGCGAUCAGAGAUGGUCCAAUAAGUUGAUGUGUGGCCUCGCAGGAAUUCAUCCUGCAGGAUAUAGUUCCGGUCCUCUAUGUAUUGAACUGCUGCUCUUCAGAGUUCCCAGACAACAAAUUGAACAGGGGAAUAAUUCGAGCACGUAUUGUAUCGUGAAUGUGCAUCGUGGCGUCUCCGGUCACCGUUGUGGGUGCUUGGACCGAGUGUGAUGGUUAACUUAAGACUGCGCGUGUAAAGCGUUUAAACUUUAUACACAUGGUAUUUGUGUGGUAAAGAUUAUUGCUGUGUGGCCUUUUCGAGAAAGAUUACUGCUGUGUGCAAA